AUGCCCUUCACCGAGGAGGGUAAUACCUGGUGUCAAGAAGGGUAUGCCAACCACGGUCUGGGCAGACGUUAUCACAGAGUACAAGCGGCCGAAGACCACUAUGCUGCUGAGAUGAGGGCUGCCUCGGACAUCCAACGGAUAUUUCGCGGGGCCCUCUGCCGCUUCCGAUACGAAAGGGUUCGACGAGCUAUUGAGUUGAUCCAACGUGUCUAUCGCGGCUUUGUGACGAGAUGUGAAGUGCAGGCGCUGAGGUGGGCUGAGCAGGCUCGGAGGCUCAAGGAUCAACAGUUGGCUUUCUUCAACGCUCAAGCCGAGUCGAUACAACGCGUGUUCAAAGGCUUCUGGUCGAGGCGGUACCUGCACGACUUCUAUGCAAUGAAGAGAUAUCUUUUGGAGGUUGUGGAACGGGGAGAGCGCUCGCGUACAUAUCUACAAGAGGUAGCGGAUGCUCAUCUGAAAGAACAGCUAGAGGAAUCGGCGCGAGCUCAGGAGCUGGCAAUUCAGAAGACUCUUUCGGAAUGUGGUCACCUAGUGUCUACUAUAUCCUGCCCUGGAGUCUACAACUCUCCCUAUGCGAAGUCCCAACCACAUGUGUUAGGGGAGGUCCAACCCAAGCAGGCCCCACAGGGCGACGUAACUCCAGACUCGGUAGGCUUCGUCGUGGCUAGAGAGGCUCUACCUUGCUAUGGUAUACAGGCAUAUGAAAAGUUCCUGCUUUCUACUGCUACAGCGAAUGUAGGCCGCCAACAGGCCAUCCAGGGGCCCUUUAAAACGAGUCGGCAGAUCGCAUUGUUGAACUCUCGAGCUGCGACUAACUUCCGCUCGCUGACUAGCUCAGUGCGCUACGAUAAAGUAGAUAAGGAGGUUCGAAUGCAAAAGAGAAUAGCCAAGAUGACCUACAAGGGGCCUGGGUUCAGGGUUAUGAAAACGCACGUGUCACGUCCUGGCCCAACAGUGCAGGCGGAUAGUCUUUAUACUGCUCCGGUGGAAUUCCGUAGUGAUUAUACUGAACUCCCGAAGAUACCUGGCAAGGUCCAGUUCUUAACUGCUGUGGAGUCCGGCAAGAGCUUCCAGGAUUAUACUGCGGAGUUGGCGCAGCAAGAGGUUACCUCUGAGGUACCUAGGCUGCCUCCACUUACUCCUAAGGCAUGA
Perkinsus marinus ATCC 50983 is the source of this 1152-nucleotide messenger RNA. RefSeq lists its product as hypothetical. Gene Ontology annotation, biological process: spindle organization; mitotic cell cycle; establishment of meiotic spindle localization. The transcript is spliced from 12 exons. The coding region runs from base 1 to 1152 and encodes 383 amino acids. Lineage: Eukaryota; Perkinsozoa; Perkinsida; Perkinsidae. Gene Ontology annotation, molecular function: protein binding. The record is from RefSeq and is a predicted model, not a curated record. Gene Ontology annotation, cellular component: spindle pole.